This is a messenger RNA of Anopheles darlingi, 1119 nucleotides long. RefSeq names its product angiopoietin-related protein 1-like. Lineage: Eukaryota; Metazoa; Arthropoda; Insecta; Diptera; Culicidae. The record is from RefSeq and is a predicted model, not a curated record. The coding region runs from base 1 to 1119 and encodes 372 amino acids. The transcript has a single exon.
AUGGACCGUAAGCUGUUAGCACUGCAAGUUGACCUCCACGAGCUCCAUGAUGAGGUGGAACGGAACAGUGGCCACAACGAAAACACGCUGGCCGAUUUACUCUGGGCCAUUCGUCGUCUAGAGCAGGACGUCGGAAGGAACUUCAGUGUGCUCCAGGAUCGUUCGUUGGUCAUUCUUGACCAACAAACAGCGUGUGCGAACCAUGAUCGGCUGCGAGAGAAGCUGUUGGGCUGCAACCCGAAGCGGAACCAAACAUCAUACAAACCUCUGGAACAGAUCUUGUUUUCCUUCGAAUCCCAUAACCCGGAUUGUAUCACGACUUCAUCGACAGCAUUCCAACUGGAUAGCACCACAUCAGCAACUAUAACAGAACCAACAACUCCUGCAACGGCACCAAUAACUGUUACAGAACCAAAAACUUCUACGACACCACCAACGACUACCACCACAACAACAACAACUAUUACUUCUACUACUACAGUUUCGCCUUCCUAUGAAUCUUGCAAAAACGUUCUAACUAAUGUGUCUGGUGUGUAUAUCAUCCGUGUUAGCAACAGUAGUGACCCGUUUAAAGCAUAUUGUGAACAGGAAAAGUUUGGCGGUGGUUGGAUCGUAGUACAACAUCGAUUCAAUGGUUCGAUUGAUUUUUAUCGGAAUUGGGAUGAAUACCGCGAUGGAUUUGGAAACCUGGACAGUGAGUUUUGGCUUGGGUUGGAAAAGAUGCAUCAGAUCACACGCUUGCGCGCUUAUGAAUUGAUAGUGGCGUUAAAAGACUUCAGCGGCAACUACGCGUAUGCACGUUAUAAUGCGUUCGAAAUAGGUAGCGAGGAUGAGCAAUAUAGACUCAAAACUCUGGGAUCAUAUAGUGGAACCGCCGGAGACUCAAUGACGGCGACCAACAAGCGAAUGAAGUUCUCAACCAAAGAUCGAGAAAAUGAUGUAACUGUUAGUGGUUGCGCUCGAAGCUUUCAAGGAGGAUGGUGGUACAACGGUUGUACAUAUGCGAAUUUGAACGGGCUGUACAUGAAUGUGGUUAAUUACAGGUCAAUGCAUUGGUAUUCUUUUAAAAAUGAUUAUCACGGCUUGAGCUUCUCCAGGAUGAUGAUUCGCGAAAUAUAA